This is a messenger RNA of Spirodela intermedia, 1417 nucleotides long. The record is from the annotation of a GenBank genome assembly. Lineage: Eukaryota; Viridiplantae; Streptophyta; Magnoliopsida; Alismatales; Araceae.
AUGAUCAACCGGCUAAAGCUUCUCCCUUUCCUCGUCUCCCUCCUCCUGGGUCUACACCGCUCCGCAGCAGACGUCGGCACCGCCACGUCCUACAGCCCGCCGUACCUCCGUAAGUUCUCAGCGAACUCACCCUCUAUUCUACCUUCCUUCCCUCGCUGCCGCCGGAGAAUUAACUCAUUGCCGCCGGCAGCCACCGCCUGCUACGGCGGCGACGCCAGCCAGUUCCCCUCCAACAACUUCUUCGCGGCGGCGGGGGACGGAAUAUGGGACAACAGCGCCGCUUGCGGGCGGCUGUACUUGGUGAAGUGCCUCAGCUCCACCGUGCCCCGCGCAUGCGCCGACGGCCAGCCCCCCAUCCUGGUGAAGAUCGUUGACCACGCCUCUGCACUUGUUUCGCCACCGUCCCACGGCGGCGCCACCAUGGUUCUCUCCGAUGCCGCCUUCAGGGCCAUCACCAACUCCUCCGCCGGACAGAUAACCCAGAUCAACAUCGAUUUUACGCAGUAAGAACUCGCCUCUGAUUCCUUCCACCGAGUAGAAACCACCCCUAUAUUUCAUGUGUUUAGAUGUAGAAGAUGGAGCUACUACACCAUUGUAGACGACGCGCAGCUUGCCCAGGAUGUAUCAUAAUUCCUUAUCGCAGGGUCAACGUCCCCAAAAUUCUCGCCGGCGUCGUUGCUGAUAACCUCACGGCUUAAAACAUUGCCUCUGGGAUGAGAAUUCGCCGGUCACGGUUAAAUUUAUGGACUAGUUGAGCAGGGUGAAAGCUCGCAUAUUUUACAUUUACUACGAUAUAUCCGUCUCUCUUCCUUCUUCGAGCUUAUUUCCUCCUUUUCAUACAUCUUUGCCUCUUGGAGGGAUCGUCUGGUCUGGUCGCUGAGUCCAUUGUUCUCCCUCGUUUGACGCAGGAUCAGUUGAGACGUGGGCUCUCUCUCUCUCUCUCUCUCUCUCUCUCUCUCUCUCUCUCUCUCUCUCUCUCUCUCUCUCUCUCUCUCUCUCUCUCUCCAUCUAUCUAUCUCUAUCUCUCCCUCUCUCUCGGGCGACCGCGCUAUCCACUGUUCUCGUCUUCCAAGGUCCCCGUUUGAUCAGCAGGUGGACUUGCCGGCCGACGGCGGCGGGUGAAAACCGCGUGGAGGAGUGGAGCCCACACGGAAGUGGCGCAAAAGACAAUGACAAGAGGUAGGGCUCACUUACGGACCCAUACAUAGCCCAUGUUUGUCGGCAUCAAUCGAAUGCGGACAAAAUCAUUCGGUUGAACGUGUAAAUAUGUACAAAGAACUUCAACCUGAUUACAUCCAAGCCCUUCUGCUGCACGCUCUUGCGUUUCGAACAGCCCAUAUUUUAUGAAUUUGUAAAAAUGUCCAAAAAAAGUUAUUUCACAUUACUUUUAAAGACCUUGAGUUCCAAAAAAGUAUAA